ACCGCUGCGAAGCCAGUUUGACGUCGUAUAUCGGGCAAAACGCGUAGUUCGAAUUGGUCUAACGUUCCCAAACCGCAAACUGACUUCACCACUGUGAACUGGAGGGGAGAUUGAUCAGGACCAAAACAAGCCUCCGCAUAUGUAACUCGUGUUUGAAGUAUUUUGCCCAUGGCUGAAAAAGAGGAGACUAUGGACGUCUCAGAAAUCCGUGACAGUGCGCCAUCAGCGAAGAAGAAUGGACGAACCUCGUUGCUGGACAGCGGGGAGGACUUUGAGGUUUUAGAUGAAGAAGACAUUAACGAUGACCCCCCUCCUCUUGAAGAUGCCGGUGGAGGGAAGGGGAAGAGCACAGAUGAGUCUGACAAGAGAAAGGCAGACACAGAUCCAGACCAAGCUGAUGAAUGGCUGGAUGUCUUAGGCAAUGACCAGCUAAAGAAAAAAGUCCUGGAGGCAGGGCAAGGGCGAGACAGCCGGCCACAGAAAGGACAGAAUGUCAAGAUUCAUCUGAAGACCUUCCUGAAGGAUGGGACACUGGUAGAGGAGCAGUCUGACCUUGCUUUCACUCUGGGAGAUGGUGAUGUUAUCCAGGCUCUGGAUCUCACAGUGCAGCUCAUGGAAAUGGGAGAGAAGGCUCUUGUUCAGACUGAUGCAAAAUAUGCAUAUGGUACCUGCGGGAGUCUUGAACCUGAGGUCCCCCCCAGUGCUGAGCUGUCCCUAGAAGUGGAACUGCUGGAAGCCACUGAUGCUCCAGACCUGGAGCUGCUGCCCCCUGCAGAAAAGAUUGCCCUUGCCAGCCAUAAGCGAGAGAGGGGCAACGUUCACUAUCAGCGUGGGGACUACGCUUUUGCUGUCAACUCAUAUAGCAUUGCCCUGCAGAUAACAGAGUCUAGUUCCAAAGUUGACAUUAAUCCAGAGGAGGAGAAUGAGCUGAUGGAUGUGAAAGUGAAGUGUUUAAACAACAUGGCUGCUUCUCAGCUGAAACUGGACCACUAUGAUGCAGCACUUAAAUCUUGUGUCUCAGCUCUGGCGCACCAGCCAGAAAACAUAAAAGCACUUUUCCGUAUGGGCAAGGUAUUGGCCUUGCAAGGUGAAUACACAGAAGCUAUUCAAACUUUGAGGAAGGCACUGAAGCUGGAACCAAGCAACAAGGUUUGCCCUGCAACCCAGCCAUAUCUAAUGCCAAGCCACUGUUCCUGUUCUCCUCCUUAUAUAGGCGAGUAUAUGUUAUUCUUUGGCUACACAAGGCUAUUUGACAGAACUCAGCUCAGUGCGUGGGCUUCUUGGAUUAGCUGUAAGCUACAGCAGCAUGGUACUCAUGCCCAGAAUCCCCCACUUCAGUCCUACACCAAUCUGUCAAACAGCACAUGGCCUGGCCACCACUUCUCAUGCAACACAUGCAGUAUAAAUAUAUAAUGGUCUUUUAGAUUUAGUAAUAGUACAUCUUAGGUGGAUUGCUGAAUUAAUUGUCUUGAGUGUAGCUGGGAAUCUUUUGCAUAUCUGAAGAACAAGGAUGCAUGUCGUAGAUGGUAUGCACUAGCAAGCCCUUUUGACUGACAGAAAUUUGACAUUUCAUAACUCUCACCCUUGUAUAUGUUUGCAAUUGUGUAUAUUUGUCAACACAUUUCUAAAUUGGUACUAGAUUUGUUGUUUUAAUGUUAAAAUGGACUUGCUUCUUGGUGCUAUAAUGAUGAAGAGACUCCCCAAAUAACUCCAUGUUCUAACGGCGUGUACAGUGGGUGUACUUCAGUGACAAUACAAGAACGCUCCCAUUAUAAUCAAUGAGGCGGUCUGAAACAGGCGCGGGCGUCAUGAAGUGACAAGAUGACGCUCUCCCUCUCUCUUCCCUAAGCAUUGACAGACAUGGGGUCUGCAUUUUUUUUUUACACUGUUGUCAGCUGCUCACAUCCUCUAUCUGCAACUCAGAUGGAUGAGAGGAGAUUUAUUGUGUCUGUGGUUUGUUUACUUUUUGACAUGGUGUGCAGACUUGACAGCUCCGGUACAGACAGCCUCAGACCGCCUCAGCACAGUAUUUGGACACACAGAUGUUGUUCAGAUGGGUUGUUAAAUGUUUGUUUAGCCUACUUUAUCCUUGCCCUGUGGACAAGUCAGCGCCGUGUCUUUUUUUUUUUUUUUUUUUUUUUUUUUUUUGCCAUGUUGGUGGGUAGCCGAUUGCACAAUAUUGGUGCUAACUUGCCAGUGGUGCCCUGCUCAAUCACUGUGCUGUAACACUCAAAUAUAAAAUGACUUUUGAGUUGUAACAUUGUUAUAAACUCUAUGUAAUGGUGCUCUGUCUUUUCGAGGCACGUUUUCAAAGCAUAAAUAUUUUUUGUUGUCCCUGAAAGCAGUGGUUUGCUUAGUCACUCACCAGCUUCAAGAGCAGUGAAAUGACUCAGAUUGCUGGAACAAUAACUGAACCCAUAUCCUGGAAUAAUUGUGUAGACAUAUGGGGUAAAUGGCAGGCUACUUUUGAGAUGCAACCCUGGGUUUUCUGGUAAGACAAUGAAGAAUAGUAUAAGCAGUUUUUCCUAGUAUUUAAUCAAUGCUUCAUCCAUCUAUCGUCAUUGUAGGAAAUUAAUUGUUCGUAGAUCUUCUAAAAAGCUUUGUGAUGUCAUUUUUUCAUGCUUUUAGACCAGUAGGUGGCCCCUUGUGUGUAACGAUGUAAGGGUAUUAUUAUUCUGACACAUUCCAAUUAAGAAGGAAAUCAGUCUUGGGUUGUUAUGUCCUACAUAUUUGGUUAGUUGGGUUGUUAGAUUACAGUGGGGUAUGUAUAUUGGACUGGAGCCUGCAACACCUUUUUGUCUUGUCACU
Molecule: messenger RNA, 2808 nt
Organism: Toxotes jaculatrix (banded archerfish)
Lineage: Eukaryota; Metazoa; Chordata; Actinopteri; Toxotidae
Gene: fkbp8
Product: FKBP prolyl isomerase 8
Exons: 8
Coding region: 169-1413 (414 amino acids)
Molecular function (GO): protein binding; peptidyl-prolyl cis-trans isomerase activity
Source: RefSeq, a predicted model, not a curated record